This is a messenger RNA of Symbiodinium sp. CCMP2456, 859 nucleotides long. The record is from the annotation of a GenBank genome assembly. Lineage: Eukaryota; Dinophyceae; Suessiales; Symbiodiniaceae.
GUAAAAUCGAUGGCGCCACCCGUGCCAAGCUCCUAAAGGAGCUGGACACCCAGGAUGAUGCCAAGCUGCAUGCGGCACUUGUUAAGAGCGAGGGUGCUAGAAAGCGUUUCAUCGCCGAGCUCCACGCAAAGCGAAAUCUGGAGCAACUCAAGGCGUCCCAGCGGCUUCAAAAGGCCGACGAAGAUCGAGAAGCUCGAUUGGCCAAGCUGGAGCAGAUAAAGAAGCAGCAGCACGCCCGGGCUGAGGCCCACAGGGCAGCGGAGGAGGCCAAAAAGAGCACCAUGGCCCAGCUCGAGGUCUUGAUGAAGCAGAAGGAGGCUCAGGCGAUUCGCCGCCUGAUUCAGGAGAAGGACGCUCAAGACCGUGGCAUGGGUCGCGAGAAGGAUGCCGCGAGACAGCGGAGGAAGAUGCAGGAGCGGUCGGCGGCAGAAGUUCGGGCCAUCGAGGAGGAACGGGCACAGCAGUUGGCCAAGAAGCGCGACACCGAGGUGGAGAAGCGGCAGGGGCUGAUCUUGAAGAAGAACAGGCAAAUCGCCGAGAUUCUCCGGGACGAGAAGCUGAAAGAUCGCGAAUACCAGGUGAGACUGCGGGAAGAGAAAGACCUGAUCAUCCAAGAUGUCUGGAAAAGCAAGGCGCAGGUUCGUGUCGCCCAAGAGGAGAAGGAACGCGAGUACAUUCGCCUGGAGGAGAUCCGGGAGAAGGUGAACGUCGAGCGCGAACGCCGGCGUGCCCUCGACGAGCUCAAGCAGAUCAGUGCCAUCCGUAAGCACGCCGAGGAGGAGAAGGAAGUUACUGUGAAGAGGCGAGAGAAAAUGCGGAAGGAGUACCUGCUGCAACUCAAGGUCGAAGCAAGCAACAG